AUCCAGCACGCGCACUGAUGCCGUAUGCAGAGAAGUUAGAAGAAAAUGAAAGUAAAAGCUGAUUCCACGUCGGGACUGCUUAAGAAUGGCGAAGACUUCAGUCCUUCGUCAAGUGUUUGCUUUGACUUUAGCUCUUUGCCUGGAUGCCUGCUUGGUGUACGCGAUCGUGGUGGCGCCACUGGAGCGCACGCACGCGACCUGCUCGCGUCUGGCGUCCACGUGGGCGUUCGCGCUGCUGAGGUGUCUGGCUCUCACCGCCGCCACGGCGGCCGCCCUCGGAGGCCUGCCGCCGGCACCGGCUCGCCUCCUCGUCGCGCACAGUGCGCUUCCGGCCGUGUUGGAGACCGGCACCGCCGCCCUGCGCCUGGACGACAACCAGUGCGGAGUGAUGGCGGACGCGCACUGCUGGCUGAUGUGCGCCGGAGCCUCGCUGGCCGCUAGCUUGUUUUGGGAAGUCGUCGUCCCGGACUCCGGUGGCGACAAAGAGAAGCGAAACAAGCCCAGAGUGUUGUUCAUGAGAGUGGUCCGCUUGUACAAGCCUGACUAUCCUGUGAUGCUUCCUGGCUUCCUGUUUCUCACCCUGGCUGUUGUCUGUCAGAUGUCCGUCCAGUUUUACACGGGGAAGAUCAUUGACAACCUGCGUGGUCAUGACCUGCCAAGUGAAUUCUUCUCAGCGCUGCUCCUCAUGGGCCUCUGCUCUCUGGGAAGCUCGGUGGGCACAGGCUGCAGAGGGGGACUCUUUACGUGGGCCAGGAGCUCCUUCACGUGCAGAGUGAACGGCAAGCUGUUUGAAGCUUUGACCAAACAGGAAGUUGCAUUUUUCGAGACCGUUAAGACGGGUGAAAUCACCUCCAGGCUGUCUCAGGACACCAGCCUGAUGGGGGAUACGGCGUGUCUCAACGUCAACGUCCUGCUGAGGAGCCUCAUCAAGAUGGUGGCCACCAUGGUCCUCAUGCUGCAACUGUCAUGGCAGCUGACAUUUUUAGUGUUGAUGGAGGUGCCCGUCACUGGCGUCAUACAGAACAUCUACAACACGCACGAGCAGCGGUUGAAGCUGGCCAUACAGGACUCCGUGGCUGUGGCCAGCGACGCGGCCAAUGAGAUCAUCUCGGGUAUUCGGACGGUGCGGAGCUUCAGUGCAGAGAAACACGAGGCCUGUCACUAUGACAACCGGCUGCUGGACACACACGCCCUCAAGACACGGCGGGACACCGUCAGGAUUGUGUACCUUCUCGUAAGGAGGUUGACAGAGUUGGCCACGCAGGUGCUGAUGUUGUGGUACGGCAGGUUGUUCAUCCAGAGGGGGCAGAUGAGCACAGGUGACCUGGUCUCCUUCAUCCUCUACCAGUCAGACCUCGGGGACAACAUCAGGGCACUGAUCUACAUCAGCUGCAACAUGCUGAACUCAGUGGCGGCCGCUGCUAAAGUGUUUGAGUAUCUGGAUCGAGAACCUCGGGUCAGCACCGAGGGGGAACUGGCACCCGAUCAGCUUCAGGGACAUGUGGUCUUCCGCCAUCUGAACUUCGUCUACCCGACGCGCCCCGACGUACCUGUGCUACAGGACUUCUCUUUGGAGCUGAAAGCGGGUCAGAUGACGGCGCUGGUGGGCCCAUCGGGAGAGGGAAAGAGCACCUGUGCCAGUUUGCUGAAGCGCUGGUACGAGCCGCUGGACGGCGAAAUCCUGUUGGACGGGGAGCCGCUGGGAUCCUACGACCACCGCUUCCUCAGCAAGAAGAUCGCCUUGGUCAGCCAGGAGCCGGUGCUCUUCUCUGGCACCGUCAGACGCAACAUCGCCUACGGGCUUGAUGACUGCUCGAUGGACGCCGUCCGGGACGCGGCUCGCCAGGCCGACGCCCACAACUUCAUCACGCAGCUGGAGAAAGGCUACGAUACAGAUGUGGGGGAGGGAGGCAGCUUGUUAUCCAAGAGCGAACGGCAGCGGAUCGCGAUUGCUCGAGCGCUGGUUCGGCGGCCACAGGUCCUCAUUGUGGAUGAAAUAACCAGCUCCCUGGAUGAGCACAGUGAAAACAAGGUCCUGCACGCCCUGGCGAGUCGCCCCAACCAAACCCUGCUGGUGAUCGCUCACAGACUCAAGACCAUCGAGAAGGCCCGUCAGAUCGCCGUGAUCGGCGGCGGCAAAGUUCAGGAGCGGGGAACGCACCGAGAACUGCUGGACAAGAAAGGGAGCUACUGCAAAGUGAGAGAGAAGCUCGCCACAGCGGGAAGCUACUGACGGGCUCCGUGUGCCGGACCAAAUAUUAUUACCGCUCAACUACACGGUAAUAACAUCCAGUACAAGGACGCCAUCAAUACUUCUGUCUUUAAGCUUCGACACAACGAUCAUAAAUGGAGAAAUAAAUACAUUCAUACAUAUACCACACUUGUUUUGUUAAAAGGAUGUACACAGGAAAUAUAUUCAUGAUAAAAAUAAAGACAUUUCAUGCUGAA
This is a messenger RNA of Dunckerocampus dactyliophorus (ringed pipefish), 2448 nucleotides long. RefSeq names its product antigen peptide transporter 2-like. Gene Ontology annotation, molecular function: ATP hydrolysis activity; ABC-type oligopeptide transporter activity; ATP binding. The transcript has 11 exons. Gene Ontology annotation, cellular component: membrane. The coding region runs from base 86 to 2233 and encodes 715 amino acids. NCBI's taxonomy places the organism in Eukaryota, Metazoa, Chordata, Actinopteri, Syngnathiformes, Syngnathidae. The record is from RefSeq and is a predicted model, not a curated record. Gene Ontology annotation, biological process: transmembrane transport.